AUGGAUGAGAUUACAAAAGUCGCCAACAAUAAUUAUCUCAAACGCUUGAGUAGUAAUCAUAAAGAUCAACAAUUUAAAUUGAUUCCUGGUGGAUCAGGAAUAGGAAAAUCAUAUAACUAUGACCAACAAAUUGAUGAAUAUCAUGCAAAAGUACGAAUAGGAGUGCAUGUUGCAAUAGCUGUGAGCUUAAUAGACAAUACGCUGAAUUUCAUUGAACUCUAUUGCCUUGAUAAUGUGAUAAAAGAAAUCCUUCGCAGCCAUUUCAAAGAAAAAGGUCGAUCUCUUAAAGCUGUCAAUAUACAUAUCGAUAAAUAUCAAAGAUACAUUGAUUACGUUCACCAUUAUAAAAAAUAUCAUGAAAGGACGCCCGCAUCUUCUUUAAGAAUAUGCUACAAGAAAUUAGUGCUGUUAUGCAUAGUCAGAUAUACGAAAGUAAGAAGGAUUACUCAACAAACUGUUAGAAGAGAUUUUUGUUACUUAGUUGGACUUCCAUUGGCGAUGUUGAGUGAGCAGAUGAACUACUCCUUAUCCCAACGAAAGAUCGCCCUUGGUGGUGGCAAGAUUUUGAGACCCUUCAUGGAUACUACCAAAGAGCACUUAUUAACGUCACCAAAAAAAGAAGACGACAUUUAUAAUAUCAUUUACCAAAUCGACAAGAAAAAAUCCUACCUUUCUAGUGAAAAGCAAAUAAAGUGGUGCCUGUCAGAUAUCUUUCAUGAUGUGAAGGACAAUGCACAAUUUAGCAAAUUGGUAUUGUGUGAUGAUAACAUUACUCAUCUUCUUGAGUCAGCUAUCUUCCAUUGUGCUGACGAAUACGCCAACAUUGAUCAUUGA
Molecule: messenger RNA, 834 nt
Organism: Funneliformis mosseae
Lineage: Eukaryota; Fungi; Glomeromycota; Glomeromycetes; Glomerales; Glomeraceae
Source: the annotation of a GenBank genome assembly